AUGCUGGACUGGAUGAAGGGAAAUGAGUCAGAGGCUGCUGAUGCCUCAAAAGUGCUUGAACCCCCCGAGACCCCAGCUCCCGUCUUUGCGAUUCGCGCCUUCAAAAGUGCUUUGUUUGGAACCCCAGGCGCAGACGAUGAGAAGACACCCCACCCAGCGCAGGCAAAACAAUCGGUUCAAGGUCAUCAGCGCAGUAAAAGCGAAACCAAGCCCAUGCCCAUUCCCAUUCCCCAGAAGAUGGAGCCCAACAAACCCGAUCUGGACGCGAUAGCCAACCCGUCUGGCUCCCCAACAAAGAGCAUCCUCGUUACCCCAGGCACGAUCUCGAACCGACGCAAGACUGUCUCUUUUGGUGAGAGUGUGGUGGACAACGAAGGAAAGCGCGACAGUCACUCGCUCAAGGUGGUCAAGACACCUCCGAAUCCAUCCGGCAAUCUUAGCACUCAGUGGUUGUCCGGAUCGGCUGGUGGAAAGCCACACAGCAAAUUGACGCAGACCUUAAUGGAUGCCCGCGAUAAUGCGACGAAGAAUGCGGAUUCAAGCAAAACCGAAGCGUCGUCCGAAGCUUCGUCCGAUACCAACAUCGCUAUGCGCCAGUCUAAAGAUGAAAGCGAGGGAGAGGAUAUUACGCUCAACAUGGAUGAGCCCCGUUCUGAUUCGGGCAAGUACUGGAAAACGGAAUUCGAUAAUUAUCGCGUACGCACGAAUCGCGAAAUCAAGAAAUUAAUCCACUACCGGGCCAUCGCGAAGUCUUACGCCCGCAAGAAGGAUUCGGAAGCGGUUCGACUGGCGGAUAAGCUCAAGGAGGAAGAGGAGAAGGUUGCAGAGAUGGAACGACAAGUGACACGCCUUGCUUCUUCGAUCACUAAACAGGGAUCCAAGGCCGAUAAUGAGCAAUUGAUCCAGAAUUUGACAAAGCAAACCACCUUAGCGCUACAAUACAAGCAGCAGGUCUCUUCCCUACGUGCUCUCCUGGAGAAACAAGGGGUUGUGAAAGAUGGCACGGCUCAGGUUAGUGAGCCAACGAAGGAAAACUCCUCUUCAGAUACGUCUUCGGAUGAGCUCCGGAAAGCGCAGAAGGAACUCAAGGAAGCAAACGCCAAAAUCGAAGAGCUGAAGCGCCAAAACCCGGACCUGAGCAAGCUUGAAACUCUCGCACAGAGCUCAGAGAAGAAGGCGCAAGAGCUGGAAAAGGAGAAUCAUAGCCUUAAACAAACCCUGGCUCGUGUCAAGCAAGAGAUGUCGCGAUACGAAGGCCGGCGCAAGGAGAAAGAGAACAAGUUAAAGCAAAGAGAAGCCAAACUGGAAGCACGCAUCCAGGAAUACCGCGAGCGCCUGAAGAACACCACGCAAGAGCAUCGACAAUCAGAAGAAGCACUACGAAAGAGCUUCGAUGACGAACGCCGCCGCAUGCAAAGCCAAAUCGACCAGCUAAAGACAAGAGUCUCAGCCGUAGAACGCGCCCCUACUCUCCGCUCUCAACGCCAUUCGCUCAGCCCGCGUAAAGAAUACACCGGUGUGCAGGUAUACGAUUUUGCAGGUCAAAGUCAGAACCAGAACCAGAACGAGAACCUCGAUCACCCCGAGGUAGAGGAGGAAGCCACAGAAGAUAUUGAGGCACCACCAAGCCCAAGUCCGCGUUCCAAGUCCCGUGAAGUGCGACACGCGCGCAACACCACCGGUAGCCUCGAGCUCAAACGCGCAUCCCAAGAUAUCCGAAAUAUCGCCACAAACGACGACGAAGUCACACACUACCUAAACGAGAUCCUGCCCCGUCCAGCUCUCCGUACCCGGCAUACAGAGGAUGUCGUCCCUCCUUCCUCGCCCCCUGAUAUCAGUGCAUUCAAGUCUCUUGGCCGUGGGAGCUCCAAGUACCAACCUGGUGAAAACCGCACAUACCGUUCUCUCUACCUUCGUGAUCCGGAUGCAAAUACAAAUACAAAUACGGCAUAUGCAAACUCUCACCGCCCGCGAACACAUAUCAGGUCUACUUUGGAUACUCUCUCCGGACCGACUGCUUCACGGGUGGGUAAUUACGCUGGAUACACCAUUUCUGGUGGAGAGCGGCUUGGGAGACGAUAUGGGUUGGCUAAUGUUGCCAGUGAAGCCUUAUCCCCCGAGCGAGUUGCCGCGGCCAAGUCGCGGCUGAGGCAGAAGCGUGAAAAGGCGAAGGCCUCGGGAAAAGAGAAUUUAUGA
Penicillium longicatenatum is the source of this 2196-nucleotide messenger RNA. RefSeq lists its product as uncharacterized. Gene Ontology annotation, biological process: microtubule anchoring at centrosome. The transcript is spliced from 2 exons. The record is from RefSeq and is a predicted model, not a curated record. Gene Ontology annotation, cellular component: centrosome. NCBI's taxonomy places the organism in Eukaryota, Fungi, Ascomycota, Eurotiomycetes, Eurotiales, Aspergillaceae. Bases 1 to 2196 code for a protein of 731 amino acids.